Messenger RNA from Seminavis robusta, 1194 nucleotides. NCBI's taxonomy places the organism in Eukaryota, Bacillariophyta, Bacillariophyceae, Naviculales, Naviculaceae. The record is from the annotation of a GenBank genome assembly.
AUGAAGAUUUCGGUUUUCUCUAUCAUCAUCGCUGGGCUCCUUGCUCUCCCUGAGGGCAAAGCCCAGGACAGUGGGUUUGGUGCUUGCUUCUCAACAAGUAACUGCGGCGGUGUCUACCCCGAUCAAGCGAUCUUUGAUACUACCUUGGAAGAUUGUGUGCUCACAGAAGGCGCGUCCUUCGGCAUUUUGCAAGAUGGAGAGCCACAUUGUGUUCAAUUCACAUACCAUGUGGUGGUGGAUGGAGAGCGUCGAGCCUUAGGAGCAGCCAAAGGACCGGAUCAAACACAAGCCCUGUCAGCAUUGCAAAAGUCAAGGAUUCUCGAGGGAGAGGACGAGGAUGAAGAUGAAGAUAAAGAUAGGGGCUGGUGGGAUUCAAUCGUUGAAGUUGUCAAAGAGAUCGGCAAGACUAUCAGGGAGGUUGUCAAAGAGAUCGGCAAGACUAUCAGAGAGGUUGUCAAAGAUGCCAAAGAGGUCAUCUACAAAAUCUGCGAAAAUGACGAUAUCUUAAUUACAGAGAACAAGGAGACAAAGACAUCAAUCCUCCGGAUUAAAACACCCCAGGCCGGCAACAGCGACAACAACGAUCGACGACUCCGAAGUUUUCAUGAUAUUCAGCCUGGUUGCGCAUAUUUUUGUUCAUGUGGUGGGAUCAUUGGCGAGCCCCACAUCAAGCAGUUGCUUGGAGGCUGGUUUGACUACCAUGGCGAGUGCGACAUGGUGUUCAGCCAUGCCCCAAACUUUGGAAACGGCAUUGGUUUGGACAUCCAUGCCCGAACAAAAAUCCGAUAUGCCUACUCGUACAUUCUGAGUGCUAGUAUUCGCAUUGGUAACGAGAUUCUGGAGAUUGCUGGAUGGGGGGACUACAUUCUCAACGGCGUCGGCGCUGCUGAUUUGACCGAAGCUACUUUGGAGGGCUAUCCCAUUGCCUCUAUUCAACUUAAUAAGAAGCAGCACUCCUUUUUGAUUGACCUUGGUGGAAACGUCACUCUUUCAAUCAACACCAACAAGGACAUUGUUUCAAUCAAACUCAAUCCUGGUGAGGGCUACAGAAGUCCAGAGAUGCAUGAAUGGUUUGGCAACAGUUCUGGAUUGAUGGGCUCCAUCAGCAGCGGUAAAAAGCUUGCGCGGGAUGGGGUGACAGUGAUCGAAGACCCCAAUGAAUUUGGCCAAGAGUGGCAGGUCAACGAUGGGUGA